Helianthus annuus (common sunflower) is the source of this 1221-nucleotide messenger RNA. Its product is annotated as Holliday junction resolvase MOC1, chloroplastic. Gene Ontology annotation, molecular function: crossover junction DNA endonuclease activity. Bases 66 to 950 code for a protein of 294 amino acids. Lineage: Eukaryota; Viridiplantae; Streptophyta; Magnoliopsida; Asterales; Asteraceae. The record is from RefSeq and is a predicted model, not a curated record. The transcript has 6 exons.
GAGUAGAGUAGCCCUUACGAAAAUAAAGAAAGAUUUUGACCUAAACUCAAGUAAACGUGUAUGAGAUGUCGGAAACCCCAUUUAACAUUAUCCCGCCCUCUUCUUCUUCUUCUUCUUCUUUGCAAGUAAACGUGUUGAUGGGAGGUCUCCAAAUUCAUCAUCAUCAUCAGCAGCAGCAGCAAAUAUUGAUGAGCACCCCCAUUGUUUCACUUCCAUCAUGUAAUCUCAGAACCAUUUCCAUCCUCUCCACCUCUUUCCGUAAGUUUUGCACCAGUGCCCAAAUCAAGGCGGUAAAUAGGGUUUCUGCUGAUGAACUCAAAGAGCAAUGGUUAAAUUCUCUCAAUUGCUCCCCAACUUUACCUAAACAAAAUCAUGACAAGGAGAUUGUAUCGCCCCCAUCACAGUGGGUUAUCGGGAUUGACCCUGAUGUUUCUGGUGCAUUGGCAGUCUUGAAACCAUAUGAUUUUGCCUCUCCUGCUCAGGUAUACGAUUCUCCUAACGUGAAAGUGUUGAUAGGCAACCGUGUACGUCGUCGUAUGGACACUAAGGCUAUGGUCGAGUUACUUCGGAGUCUUAGUAUUCCAUAUGGAACAACUGCAUAUAUAGAACAAUCACUUCCAUACCCAGGAGACGGGAAACAGGGAUGGUGGAGCGGUGGAUUUAAUUAUGGGCUAUGGAUCGGGGUCCUCGUCGCAUCCGGGGUUUCUGUUGUCCCAGUGCCAUCUGUGCGAUGGAAACAGGAAUUUAAACUGUCCGGAAAUGGCAAAACAAAGGACGAUAGCAGGGCGCUUGCAUGCUCUCUAUUUCCAACGUUAAGUUCAUCGCUUAAGAGAAAAAAGGAUCACGGGCGAGCUGAGGCGUUGCUCAUUGCUGCAUAUGGAAAAGGCAUAAGAUUAAACUCUGAUUCUGAGUCAUUAACGAGUAUUAACACGGACAAUAGCACAUCGUGAUGUUCAUGCCUGUCUACAGCUUGGAAAUGCAUUUGACUAAUGACAUUAACAGAAGUUGGUUACUGACUGAAUCCAGUUAAAGGAUGUUAUCUAUUGAAGCCAAUGCUAUGUUAAUGUGGCAUGGGUAGAGUGUUGUAUUUGGUGAAGUAUUAGGAUUGGCUGUAUUUGGGAUAUUUUUUAUGGAUACCUUGAUGACUCGUUAGGUCACAUUUUUCUUGUAUUUGUUUGUUGUAAUUACGUGUCUUUAAAAAUAAAAAGAUUAUUGAAAAUA